This is a messenger RNA of Marasmius oreades (fairy-ring Marasmius), 1935 nucleotides long. RefSeq lists its product as uncharacterized. The coding region runs from base 274 to 1881 and encodes 535 amino acids. The transcript is spliced from 12 exons. NCBI's taxonomy places the organism in Eukaryota, Fungi, Basidiomycota, Agaricomycetes, Agaricales, Marasmiaceae. The record is from RefSeq and is a predicted model, not a curated record.
UUCUUGGCAGCCUUCUACCACUGCUCUUUUGAUUUCUUCAGCCUUCCAAAACCGUAUAGCAUAUUUUGACUAUAGUUUUCGUCGAACGACUUCGAAGAUUCAAGCACGAAAGAAACAAAAUGUAUUUUAACCAAGAUCACCCGGUGACAGUUCGAAUCACGCAUCGAUUGGUUCCCGUUGGUUUCCCGUGUUCGCCACAGAAUGUCGUGUCCCAGGUCAAACUCGGGGUGCUUUCCUCCAUCCUUAGCUUUCAACUCUAUUACUCGACAUUAGAUGAAUAUCAUGCCGAUGCCGAUGUUAGCCUUCCGAAACCGUUUUCUCUGUCUUCUGACGCUCAGCCUCGCCCUUCUCACGUCGGUCUUUGGGCAGAGUCAGCCGCCUAGUGUUACGCUCGAUUACGGAACUUUCAUUGGUGUUAAAGAUACAACCACGAAUAUCACUUCUUACCGGGGUGUACGCUAUGCAGAUGCUCCAACCGGUGGUUUACGUUGGCGGGCUGCAGUCUCUCCUCCUUCGAAAAAUUUAGGCACGGUCAACGCUACAAAGUUUGCAAACACGUGUAUUAUGAAUAGUAUAAUCACAGCAGGAAGCGCAGAGGAUUGUUUAUUCGGUAACCUCUACAUUCCAGCAGUCUCGGGAUCCUCGACGCCAUUGCCUGUACUGGUAUGGUUCCACGGCGGCGGAUUCGUCUCAGGCUCUAGUCACGAUGCCAAUCCCGUCCCAAUUUUCGCUACGACGCGUGAACCGAUGAUUUUGGUAUCGUUUGAGUAUAGAUUGGGUCCGUUUGGGUUCUUAGCUGGAUCCGCUAUCAAAAAUGAUGGACUGCCGAAUGCUGGGCUUCACGACCAACGAACGGCUUUACGAUGGGUGCAAAGAUAUAUCGGGAAGUUUGGUGGGGAUCCGAGCCGAGUCACGAUCUGGGGAGAGUCCGCUGGAGCUGGAUCAACAAUGUUUCAUCUUCUAGCCAACGACGGAAAUCCUGAAGGCCUGUUCCGUGCGGCGAUUGGAGACAGUCCUUCACUCAAUCAGAUGCCUAGCACGACAGAUGAUUUCCUAGAGACACUUUUUCGUGCCUUUGCUACUGCUGCAGGAUGCAACGACCUAAGCCUCUCCUGCCUCCGAUCCUCAAACAUUGCCACCUUAGCAUCUGCAGGCGCGAAAGUCAUCCAAUCGCGUCCGGCGACACUCUUUCUCUUUGCACCUCACUUCGACGGGGAGUUUAUCACGAACAGGCCUGUUGAGGGGUUUAGGAACGGGAAAAUUGCGAGAGUUCCGGUUAUCUUUGGAGCAAACACAAACGAAGGAGCCCACUGGUCCAGCACGAUCUCUGACCCGAACGCUAAUACUUCCAUGCCAAAUGCUACUCAAGACACGGUUUAUAAUUUUAUCGGAGGUCAAUACCCGAACUUUUCCAGGGAGAGUUUCAACGAAGCUGUAUCUUUGUAUCCACUCCAAGAGUUCAAUGGAUCCUUUGAACUACAGGGGCAACAGAUGUAUGGAGAGGCAAGGUAUAUCUGCACCGCUCAAAUGAUCGCUGCGGGAACUGCUGCAGUGAAUCGGAAUAGCUUCCAGUUCCACUACAACAACGGUCACCUGGGCUCAGAUCACUCCGCCGAGCUGGCAGCAUUCUGGGAUGGUGACCCCAGUGGGGCGGAUGUGAACGAUAGGAAGCUUUUCGAGGGAAUGAGGGAGUUCUGGUCGUCGUUCGUCACGUCAGGAACGCAACCGCAGUCGACAAUUGCGAAUUGGAAGAGCACGGAUAAAGAUGGGAUCCAACGCAUGCUACUCGACCCUUCCCGACCAGGGAUGGAGAAUAUCACACCAAAACAAGUGGAGAGGUGUACGUUUUGGCAUAGUAUUAGUGGGGAGAUCAAUACGUGAAGACCCUCGUCAAGAACAUUAGGACUGCUUUAUGAUUCGGAACUAAAAUCGGAC